Messenger RNA from Haemonchus placei, 384 nucleotides. NCBI's taxonomy places the organism in Eukaryota, Metazoa, Nematoda, Chromadorea, Rhabditida, Trichostrongylidae. The record is from the annotation of a GenBank genome assembly.
AUGAUCAACGAAAAGGAAGAUAGCAAUACCGUGGUGAUGGCCGUGGUGACCGAAGUCGUGGUCGAAAUCGUGAUGAUCAUGAGGUCCAUGGUGGUCGUGUCCAUGACCAUGGUGAUCGUGAUCGAAGCCAUGAUGGUGUCCAUGAGGGUGAUGAUGGUGGUCGAAGUCAUGAUGGUGGUCAUGAGGGUGAUGAUGGUGAUCGAAGUCAUGAUGGUGUCCAUGAGGGUGAUGGUGGUGGUGGUGUCCAUGGCCAUGGUGAUCGUCGUCGUGAUCAUGUCCAUGAUGCCCAUGGUCAUGAUCACCGUCGUGAUACUCAAAACCGCCUUCGUGAUGCUCCUUGCCGUGGUGCCCUUUACCAUAGUCGUCGUCAUAAUCAGAUCCUAG